Molecule: messenger RNA, 774 nt
Organism: Venustampulla echinocandica
Lineage: Eukaryota; Fungi; Ascomycota; Leotiomycetes; Helotiales; Pleuroascaceae
Exons: 3
Coding region: 1-774 (257 amino acids)
Source: RefSeq, a predicted model, not a curated record
AUGGUCCAGAAACCUGACGCCGCCCUGACUGACGACAAUGCUUCUGUGAGGAUAUUCGCCCACACUCUCUCCGAGGAAGAGCUCUUCCAUGAGAGCCAACGGCGCUAUGCGCCGAUGUUUUCUUACCCGCCCGACCGCCCUGUGGUCUUUGUCAAAUUCGGUGGCCUCGAGAAACAGGCGGAGGGAGACAUGCAGAGGCUCGCGUUUGGCUGGCUAAGCACAGAACAAGAGAAAAAACCCCACUGCAAUGUUUAUAUCCCGGAGGUCUACAAGAUAUUUAGUAGACAUGGCGUGACUUUCAUCGUCAUGCAGUUUAUUGAAGCAAGUAGCAUCCAAGACAUUGCAAAGCAGCUAGGAACUCAGCAUUGGGAAGAUCGUAAGUCUAAGUACUACGAUUUAAUUGCUGAGGGAAUUCAGUUGCUUCGUGGUAUGCCUCUACCUAGUGACCCGACCCCGGGUCCACGCACGAGCUCUCGACGUAUCAUCAAACACAUGCUUUUCAAGGACCACGAAGCGCCAGUUGAGUACGAUACUAUCGAAGAAUUGCAAGACCACUUGAAUAGGGUUGUAAGAUUGGGAUACUGCAAUAAUCUUAAUCUACCAGUGGUUGAUCUGGAGAAAGAGCUUGUAUUUUGCUAUACAGACUUUAACGACGAAAACUUCAUGUUCACCACUGAUGCCGAUCGCGGUCCUCGCCUAUACAUCGUCGACUUUGAACAUGCCUCAUUCUUGCCUGGGACAGGAUUGGGAGCUCUCUACCGCGAAAUAACCUAG